Molecule: messenger RNA, 618 nt
Organism: Durio zibethinus
Lineage: Eukaryota; Viridiplantae; Streptophyta; Magnoliopsida; Malvales; Malvaceae
Source: RefSeq, a predicted model, not a curated record
AUGAAAACUACAAACGAGACUGCUUUGCAUAUUGCAACGAUCAACAAAGAAUUAGAACCUCUCAAACUCCUAUGCGGGAUCCUUAGGAGGACCGACUGUCGUGAGGAUGUGGUGAAUCAAAAAGACAGGAACGGCGACACUGCCUUGCACAUAGCUGCCCACGAUAAUCAAUAUGAGAUGCUUAAACUGCUAUUGCAUUGCAAGGCUGACAAACAUGCGACCAAUCAGGCUGGUUCAACGGCACUGGAUGUUGCACAACAACUUUAUAUCAGAGAAAGCAUUAGAAUUCUGCGUGGUUACUGUAUUCCAAGAGUUUCAACUUUUAAUUAUAAAUUGCAGAAACAACUGUUCAAGUAUGUGACGAAGUCAUCAGCUGUGAAUUUUCAAGAUAUGGACAAUAUAUCAAUUGAGGACCGCAAUGACUUACUAGUAAUUCUAGGACUGCUUUUAACAGCAACCUACCAAGCCAGUCUUAGCCCACCUGGUAGUGUUUGGCAGGAAGACAGUUCCUCAAACUCCACUGCCAAUCAUAGAGAUAAAGAAAAUGUAGGGAAAUCAGUCAUGGAUCAAAUUACUUUUCUUUAUUUCUACAUUCCAACCUCUGCUGUCUCACAGUAG